GGAGCGAGGAUAACUAGGCGACAGUAGGCGCGCGCACGCGUGAGAUAGACCCACGAAAGAAAGGGAAAAGCGGAGAGCGGCUGAGAGAAAGAAAGGAGAGACGCUGAUCGACAGGGGCUGGAAAUCGCAGGUCGGGAAGCGCCUGAAGUUGUAGCCAGGCGGCACCAUGCAGCCCCUGGGCCGCAUUCCAAUGGACGUGCGGGUCCAGGAUGUGCAGAAGCGGAGGAACCCGAGCAAACACUACGUUUAUGUUAUCCAAGUAAACUGGUCAGAUAAAACCUCAGAUAUAAUCUACAGACGUUACAGCAAGUUUUUUGACCUACAGAUGCAGCUCUUGGACAAGUUUCCUGUUGAAGGAGGACAGAAGGAUCCCAAAUUGCGUUGCAUUCCUUUCUUGCCUGGAAAAAUCCUCUUCAAAAGAAGCCAUGUGAGAGAUGUGGCUAUGAAGCGACUGAGACCCAUUGAUGAAUAUUGCCGGGCUCUGGUGCGACUGCCACCUAUGAUCUCCCAGUGUGCAGAAGUGCUCCGUUUUUUUGAACCUUGUCCAGAAGAUUUAAAUCCACCAAAGGAAGAUUGUGGAGGGAUGAGGAAAAAAUCAGGUUCGGAGACUGUCUCGGAGCCCAUGGUUUUGGAUCAGUAUGUGGUAGUCGCCAACUAUGAGAAGCAGGAGAAUUCUGAGAUUAGCCUGAAAGCAGGGGAAGUAGUGGAUGUUAUUGAAAAAAGCGAGAGUGGCUGGUGGUUUGUGAGUACAACAGAAGAGCAAGGCUGGGUCCCAGCUACUUACCUAGAGUCACAAAAUGGAACCCGAGAUGACCUGGAUAUCAGGACAACAAGAGCUGGAGAGGUAACUAAGAGACGCAAAGCUCAUCUGCGUCGACUGGACCGGAGGUGGACUUUGGGAGGAAUGUAUAACCGGCAACAAAACCCAGAGGAAAAAUAUAUCACUGUGCAACCAUAUGUCAACCAAGGCAAAGAUGAGAUUGGCUUUGAAAAAGGCGUCAUGGUGGAGGUCAUACAGCGGAACCUUGAAGGCUGGUGGUUCAUCAGAUAUCAAGGCAAAGAGGGAUGGGCACCAGCAUCCUAUCUGAGAAAAGUCAAAGAUGAACUUUCUCCAAGGAAAAAGCCUGUUAAUGGCCCAGUGGAGAUAAUUGGGAACAUAAUGGAAAUCAGUAACCUGUUGAACAAGAAGACAAGCAGUGAGAAAGACAUUCAGACAGAAAAUGAAUCCAAAUGUUGUGAUCACCCUCCACUUACUGCAAAAGAAAUCAGCCUUCCUUUGCCUUGUGAGCAGUCCAAUGGUGAAGCAACUGCAUUAGUGGCAACAGAAAAGAGGCUCUGCCGAGCCACACCAGGAUCCCCAGCUGUGGCCAGGAUCGCUCCACAGAGAGCAGAGAUAGGUUCCCCAAACCUAAGGCAGAAGCCACCACCACGCAGAGAAGUCAGCAUGGGAUUUCAGUUGCCCAAGCCCCCAGAGCCACCUGCUGUUGAAGUAGAAUACUACACUAUUGCUGAAUUCCAGACACACAUUGCUGAUGGGAUCAGCUUCCGAGGAGGGCAGAAAGCUGAGGUCAUUGAGAAAAACUUAGGUGGGUGGUGGUAUGUGCAGAUUGGGCAAAAGGAGGGGUGGGCACCAUCUUCAUACAUUGACAAAAGAAAGAAGCCAAACUUGUCCAGAAGAAGCAGCACAUUAAUGCGGCCAAAAGUCCCUCCCCCAGCACCACCCACCAAAAGCAAGCCAAACUCUGAAGAAACAAAUCCAGAAAGUGAGAGAGAAUGCACACAGCAAAAACCCAAAUUUGAAGAACCAGAAUAUGAUAUUCCUUCUGCCCUCUUUGACCAUGAUCCACAGAAUGAUCUGACUUGUGCUGCUGAUGAACUAGUUAAAGAAGAUUUAUUAGAUCAGGACCAAGCAGAAUCCAGCCAACCACACAUUAAACAAUGCCCAAACUCCACAUUGAGGAAAGCGCACUUCAAAGUAGGUGAAUCUUCAGAAAGCUUACCUUGUGAUGACCAACUAGUGUGUACUUCUGGUGAUAAGGAUUACAACCAAGGAGGAAAUAGUAAUAGUUUGGCAUCUGAUGGAGUCUAUGAUACCGUUAGUCAAGUUGUUCCUGCACUGUCAGUAACUGAGACCAGCUCCUCACCAAAAAACAUUUCACCAAAGCAUUCUCUAAAAAUUCUUCAGUUAAAAUCUGAGACAAAAAAGGACCAAGAUCUUGGAAAGAAUACAGAAAAUUAUUGCAAAUCCGUGGUUGAUAUCAUUACACAGAAACCUGGACUAAAAGAAAAGGAGUCAUGUGAAAUGAAUUCUCGCACAGAUCAGAGAUCUAUUUCCAGUCCUAUUACAAAGCCAAAGCCUUCUGUAAGACCAAAGCCUUUCCUGGUGAAGCCAGAAGCACAGAAUAUGGAUAUGAGCACUCUCAGGCGUCAUCUAAGGCCUACUGGACAAAUUAAGCACAGCUCCAAAGGGGCAAAAAAUGAUGAUGUAGAAACCAACUCGUUAGCAUCCUCUGAAAAUUCAGAAGACUCCUUCACUAAAAGUACAGUUGAUCUUUCAACAAAUGCAUCGCCAGCUCAGUCUGGACUGGAAUUAGCAAGGCCCUGUGAGCAGGAGGCAGUGUCCUUAUGUCAAUACAAGACAGUGGAUAAAUAUGAGAAAGUCCAGGAUAAUGAAAUCAGUUUUCCAGCAGGAAUAAUGGUGGAGGUGCUGGAAAAACAAGAUAGUGGUUGGUGGUUUAUUAGAAUUGGAGACUCCGAGGGAUGGGCACCUGUCUAUUUCUUAGAGCACGUGAGUGGCAAGCCUGCAGAGAGCAGUGCUGAGUUGGAAACGUCCAGAGGUGAGAGAUCAAUGAAUGAAAAUCAACUCAACAAUACUGAGAAAAUAGACAAGGUCCAGAAGUUAAACAACAUUAACCUUGGUUUAAAGAGAACACCCCCAAUUCCUGCAAAACCUCCUGGAGGGUUUACUAAACCAGGAGGAAGUGUGAAUGGCUCAGUAAAAAUGAGAAACAGUUUAAAACAGGCAGCCGUGAGGCCACAAUCUGUGUUUGUUGCCCCAUCUUGCAAAGAAAGUACCAACCUGGCUGGAUCACUAAGGAGGAAUGAAUCAAUGGUGUGCACAGACAAUGUUAAGUCUACUGCAGUCAGCAUUCGCCGAAAUUCAUCCUUCAAUAAUGUCCGGUUACGGAAGAAGAUUGAUGAAUCUGACACUUCACAUUCAUCUCCAACUCCUAGCCAAACAAAGGGUAAACCUCCAGAAAAAUGUGGAGUUAUCGACCCAGAUGCCACAGGAAGGAUUUCCCAUAAAAAUGGAAUUCCUGUAUCUACUGUGAGACCAAAGCCAGUGUGCAUCCAGGAGAAACCACAGUUCAUGCAGAACAACUGGAGAGAGUUGUAUGUUGCAAUUGCUGACUAUCAGGGAGAUGAAGAAACCAUGGGUUUCCAAGAAGGUAGUUGUGUGGAGGUGCUGGAACGCAAUCCCAAUGGUUGGUGGUACUGUCAAAUAAUAGACAGUGGGCGCUGUCAAAAAGGAUGGGUGCCUUCAAAUUAUUUAGAAAAGAAGUACUAAUAUUUGUUUUAUAUAUAAUAUUUCUAAUUUAUAGAUGCAAUGUGCGUUGUCUAAUGGAACUAUCAGGCAGUCUUACACACCUGCCAUGGAAUAAAUAUUGCUAUAUUUCAACUGCUGGAUUGCUGAGCUAGUGUAUACCAGUAAGACUGUAACAUAAAUAUGUUUAAGUUUGUGGAAAGCUACCUGCAGACAACUGGAAUCAUGCAGUGAGUUUGCACAUGGUGGCAUCAUAGUGCUGAAGUUUCAAAGUGGAUUUGAUUGUUUACAGCUGGAAAAGGCAUGUUGCAUUUCCUACAUGCAACAGAUCUACUCAAAAGCCGGACCUUUGAGAUGAGUAGGAAUUUUAAGUUAAUUAUGAUCGCUGUCCUUUGUUUUAUUAUUUACUUAUUACAGAAUAGUCAGGAUUUAUUCCAGAUUAUUUUUUUCACUGGUGCCUUUAGCAUGCCACAAAUUCAUAAAUAAGCACUCCUUCCAAAUAUUAAACAAAUACUCUGUUAAGGUUUACCUUUUCUAGAUAUGACGAGGUGGCAUUUAGCACUCUCCAGCCCCACCACAGUCUGGAGGAAGUGGAUACUAAUCAAAAUCAUCAUCACUCUGGAUUGGAAGACGUGUUACAGUGAGAAAUCAGAGAGGCUGGGCUUGCUUUCCCUGAAGCAAAGGAGGUUGAGGGUAUCUGCUGCGUGUAUAUCCACAAAAAAAUAUAUAGAAGUAGAUAAAUUCUUUUUCUCAUUGUAGACAUAUCAAAAAAACAAGAGGGCAUUGGUUUUAAGUGAAAAGUUUAAGUGGGGAUCUGACAUCUUGAUAUGUGAAACACACUGUCAGAAGAGGUGGUGGAAUCAAAUACAAUCAUUACAUUUGAGAAGCAUUUUGACAGACACUUAACGGUAAGGCAUAGAAGAAUAUGGUCUGAAUGCAGGCAAUUGGGAUUUGUAUACAUGGAAAAAAUUCAUUAAAAUCAAGACUUGUUCAGUGGUCACCAAGCUUUCUGACACUAUUGUCCAUAACAUCAGAUCAGAUAAAUUACUUUUUUUUGGUCUGCAGAUAUACAAUGAAGUAAACAUUGAAAACUGUUAAGUUUUUUUUUAGUCACUAAACUUCCCUGGUCUGUUUACUGAUUCCAAUUAGAAACUUAGAACUGUUCAUUAUCUAUGUAACAGAAAAGAUAUCUAGAUUACAGGUAGUAAAAUUACAUUUAUAGUGAUCCAAAAUGCAGAUUAUGGAUUACAUGCAUUCCUACUAUUAAUUGAAAACUUUCAACAGAGUCCCAGGCAUUGCAAGUUCAAUCUGCCCAUUAUAUUCUUCCUAAGAACUUUAUUUUUAACUAAAUUUGGAUCAAAAAUAUUUAUUUAAUAUUGCUUUUGAACAUGUUGCAGAAGCAGCAAUGGGUACAAAGUAGAACACAAAAAACCAUUAAAACAGGAGAAGUGGGGCUUAGUCCACAGUUUAUGUAUUUAUUUAUAAAAUUGUAAUAUUUUAUGGUAGAUAUUUUACAUUAUUUCUCCAUGGACCCUAAGUCUUUUGUAUUUUAUGUCAUACUGUUAGACUUGAUGUAAGUAUCUGGUCUGAUUCAUGAAUGACUGGAGGGAAACUGUGUGAUGUGAUGUAUAUCACAUUGUGCUAAACACCAUAUCACAGGUUUUCUCAUGUUCUUAAAACAGAAUACAAUUGCAGACCUUUUCUGGAUAAUAACACAUCACCUGACAUUUAUUCAUGAAUGACCAUGGUCUAAAAGCUUCAGAUCAUAGAAUCUGAAGUAGGGCAAGUAAUAUGCCCUACUUGUCAAAUGCUGACCAAGAUCCACAUUUAAGUUAGUUCCAUUUGCCUGCUUUUAGUCCCAUAUCCUUCUAAGCUUUCUCUAUGCAUGUACCAGUCAAAGUGUCUUUUAAAUGUUGUAAUUGUACUUGCCUCAAUCUCUUCUUCUGACAGCUUGUUUCUGUGUGAAGAAGGUAUCCCUCAGGUUCCUUUUAAAUCUCUCCCCUCUAACCUUAAACCUCUAGUCUCUAGUUUUUGAUUUCCUUUCACUGGGUAAAUAACUGUAUGCACUCAUCUCUAUUUAUGCCCUUCUUGAUUUUAUACACCCCUGUAACAUCAGUCCUCAGUGUCCUACACUCAAGGAGUAACGUCCUAGCCAGUCCCUAUAAUUCCUC
Hypanus sabinus (Atlantic stingray) is the source of this 5715-nucleotide messenger RNA. RefSeq names its product SH3 and PX domains 2Aa (gene sh3pxd2aa). Lineage: Eukaryota; Metazoa; Chordata; Chondrichthyes; Myliobatiformes; Dasyatidae. Bases 167 to 3568 code for a protein of 1133 amino acids. Gene Ontology annotation, biological process: superoxide anion generation. The record is from RefSeq and is a predicted model, not a curated record. Gene Ontology annotation, molecular function: superoxide-generating NADPH oxidase activator activity; protein binding; phosphatidylinositol binding. The transcript is spliced from 14 exons.